AUGAAGAUUAAUAAUAAUAAUAAUAACAACAACAAUGAUAAUUUCAACAACAACCUGAUCGCACUUAAGGUGAGAGUGCCUGGUGAUUCCAAGUCAGUUCUUCACGGUGGUCCUCCAGGAUCAAGGAGACCAAUGAUUCCACCGCUGCUGAGCCUCCCACCUCCUCCCAGGGACAGAGGCCCUAUUCGAGAAGGCCUUGGUCCUAGAUGUGGCCCGUAUGGUCGUGGUUGGUGGGGUGUCAAUACCGAACCUCUUUUUCCUGGGCCAGGCCAUGGGGACCCCUUUAGGGAAAGCUUUCACACAGAGCCAAGACAUUCACUAAGGCUCAAAAGCUGGUCUCUUGCCAAGAACAUCUACCCACCGAAGGACGGCCCCCACAUGAUGGAAGACAAGUCUGACCGCCCUGACUGCCGACACUUUUCCAAAGAGGGCCACUGUCGACAUGAAGAUCCGUGUGCCUUCUACGAUCCAGUCGUCAAUGGACCUCCUCUGUGA
Mesocricetus auratus (golden hamster) is the source of this 495-nucleotide messenger RNA. RefSeq names its product proline-rich protein 3-like. Gene Ontology annotation, molecular function: metal ion binding; RNA binding. Lineage: Eukaryota; Metazoa; Chordata; Mammalia; Rodentia; Cricetidae. The record is from RefSeq and is a predicted model, not a curated record. The transcript has 2 exons. The coding region runs from base 1 to 495 and encodes 164 amino acids.